AUGGAUCCUUUGCAAAUGGCCCACUCGGGCCCUCGGAAGAAGAGGCCCAGGCAGAUGGGGGCCUCAAUGGUCUCUCCUCCGCAUGACAUCAAGUUUCGGGAUUUGGUUCUCUAUAUUUUGGAGAAGAAAAUGGGGACCACCCGCAGAGCCUUCCUCAUGGACCUGGCGCGAAGGAAAGGAUUCAGGGUUGAAAAUGAGCUCAGUGAUUCCGUCACGCACAUUGUAGCAGAAAACAACUCUGGCUCAGAUGUCCUAGAGUGGCUGCAGGUACAGAAUGUAAAAGCCAGCUCACAGCUAGAGCUCCUGGACAUCUCCUGGCUGAUAGAAUCCAUGGGAGCAGGAAAACCAGUAGAGGUGACAGGAAAACACCAGCUUGUAAGUGUGAGAAGAGAUUAUUCAGCUAGCCCAAACCCAGAGCUCCAGAAGACUCCGCCACUUGUUGUAAAAAAGAUCCCUCUGUAUGCAUGUCAGAGAAGAACCACUUUAAACAACUUUAACCACAUAUUCACGGACGCCUUCGAGGUGCUGGCUGAAAACUAUGAGUUUAAAGAAAAUGAAAUCUCCUCUGCGACAUUUAUGAGAGCAGCUUCUGUGCUUAAAUCUCUGCCAUUCACAAUCAUCAGUAUGAAGGACACAGAAGGAAUUCCCUGCCUGGGGGACAAAGUGAAGUGUGUCAUAGAGGAAAUUAUUGAAGAUGGAGAAAGUUCUGAAGUUAAAGCUGUGUUAAAUGAUGAACGAUAUCAGUCCUUCAAACUCUUCACUUCUGUGUUUGGAGUGGGAUUGAAGACAUCUGAGAAAUGGUUCAGGAUGGGUUUCCGAACUCUGAGUAAAAUAAAGUCAGACAAAACCCUGAAGUUCACACAAAUGCAGAAAGCAGGAUUCCUCUAUUAUGAAGACCUCGUCAGCUGUGUGACCAGGGCAGAAGCAGAGGCAGUCGGUGUGCUGGUUAAAGAGGCCGUCUGGGCGUUUCUGCCUGAUGCCUUCGUCACCAUGACAGGAGGAUUCCGGAGGGGUAAGAAGAUUGGGCACGAUGUUGAUUUUUUAAUUACCAUCCCCGGAUCAACAGACGAAGAAGAGGAACAACUUUUACCUAAAGUGAUAAACUUAUGGCAAAGGAAGGAAUUACUUUUAUACUACGACCUUGUGGAGUCGACAUUUGAAAAGCUAAAGUUGCCUAGCAGGAAGGUGGAUGCUUUAGAUCAUUUUCAAAAAUGCUUUCUGAUUUUAAAAUUGCACCAUCAGAGAGUGGACAGUGGCAAGUGUAGCCAGCAGGAAGGGAAGACCUGGAAGGCCAUCCGUGUGGACCUGGUCAUGUGCCCCUACGAGCGCCGUGCCUUUGCCCUGCUGGGCUGGACUGGCUCGCGGCAGUUUGAGAGAGACCUCCGGCGGUAUGCCACGCAUGAGCGGAAGAUGAUCCUGGAUAACCAUGCUUUAUACGACAAGACCAAGAAAAUAUUUCUCAAAGCAGAAAGUGAAGAAGAAAUUUUUGCACAUCUGGGAUUGGAUUACAUUGAACCAUGGGAAAGAAAUGCCUAA
Puma concolor (puma) is the source of this 1536-nucleotide messenger RNA. The record is from RefSeq and is a predicted model, not a curated record. Lineage: Eukaryota; Metazoa; Chordata; Mammalia; Carnivora; Felidae.